Molecule: messenger RNA, 834 nt
Organism: Phytomonas sp. Hart1
Lineage: Eukaryota; Euglenozoa; Kinetoplastea; Trypanosomatida; Trypanosomatidae
Source: the annotation of a GenBank genome assembly
AUGGAGGAGCCGAGCAUUGUGAUGGUGGAGGUCUAUGACCCUCGAACCCACCCACCUACCUUCUUCCACAAAAAGCGAACCCCAACCGUUCCGGGAAUGGAUGGAAUGCCCGAAAAAAGGCUGUCAAAAGUAGAAAACAGGACGGUUGGUCGAUCCGAAAUUCGAAAAGUAAAUUCCGAUUUAAGUAAGGCAUCUACACAGUCUUCUGAGAUUGAAACAGUAGAGUUGCCGAGUGAAAUAAAGACGCUCGACACGCACUCCCUUCUAACAAGGUCUAGUGAGUCUCAACCAAAGGAAGACGGGAGAGGCAACAAAAAAGUACAAAAAGUUGAGAAAUCCCCUUCAACGCGACAUUCAAACAACGUAAAAGUUGUGUGUAUGGAGGAUUUGCUUCCUUCCAAGCGAGCAGGGCGUAUAGCCGGUGGAUUGGGGGUAACACGAAAUCCCGCAUUCUCCCAUCAAACGACCCAAAAUGGCAACAAGUCGGAUAAGACGCGCGUCGUUCGAAAUGUCGGUGAAUCCAUAUUAAAGAAAAAUAAUCAUACCACUGUAGAUUCUAUGCGCGCCGUCUAUUUAGGGGGAUCGCAUACGCGAACACCGAGUCCGACAUUGUCAACCAGCCCACCCCCUCGCACCCCGCCUUUACAUCAGAAUCUAGGCCGAAACGGCAAAAUUAAACCCUAUAUUGAAUACGCUGGUUUAAAUACUAAAGAAGGCAGGAAAGAAUGCACGGGCAAAAAAGCAAAGCGAAUUCAAUCUUUGAUUGAAUCUAAUGAUCCUUUUAGUUAUCUUUUGGUCUACCAUGGAUUGUGGGGGGAAAGGAAUUAUUACUAA